Molecule: messenger RNA, 8624 nt
Organism: Rhododendron vialii
Lineage: Eukaryota; Viridiplantae; Streptophyta; Magnoliopsida; Ericales; Ericaceae
Product: piezo-type mechanosensitive ion channel homolog
Exons: 21
Coding region: 827-8269 (2480 amino acids)
Source: RefSeq, a predicted model, not a curated record
UUAAUUUUUUUCCUCUAGAUCGUUUGGUUCCUGAUUAUGGGAAGAAAGGAAAAAACGAAAAUAAUAUGAGUACCGACGCCCCUCCCACUGUCUCUCUCUUCAUCAGAAGGGAAUCCUUCUCAGAAUCAAGCAAGUAGCAGGUACCCUUCUAUCUCUAUCUCUCCAUCCGGCCCUCGUCGACAGACCGGAGAAGAAUCAGAGGCGUCCGGUUGUAAACGUAGUGGAGAGUUGGAACAUCGAAGCCCUAGAUUUGCACUUUUUCCCCUCUUGUAAGUGCUCACUAGGUUUCAUUGAUGACAGCAACUGUUAAUUGAAUUUAGAUUAGAAGAGGAAGGCAGUGGCAGAUUUAAGUCAGAUAUUUUUCUUUUCAUUUUUCUGCUGUAUCCAAACAAGAGAGUUUUUUCUCCCUUACUUUCCUCCCAUUUUCUAUCUGGAACCAAACAAGGGAAAGAACCCCAUUUUCUCCACCUUAAUUUUUUACCCUACCCAUUAUUCCAGCCCUCACACAGUUCUUUCUUUCUUUCUUAUCCUUCUUGGGACAAAAUUCUUGUUCUUCGACCUUCUACUGCUUUACACCAAUCGUCAUUGGUUCAUUAUCAAGAGUUGGGAGAAAAGAACUGGGGAAAAAAGGGAGCUUGAUUUCUUGCGAUCUUUUGUUGUAAUAUCCGAGUGAUUUUGUUGUUCGAGGACUUUUUUUUUUCCGUGAUAUGGGUUUUUGAUUUCUCCCCCCAAAAUUGGAAACCCAUUAAUGGAUUCCCAAUGGAUUCUUGGGAUUCAAGAAGGGGUGAAGAGAUUGGAUUGAUCUGGUGACAAGGAGGAGCUGAUUAUGGGUACUUUUCUUGGCGGCUUUGUGCUGCCCGUGCUGCUUUUGGCAGCUGCUUUGCUGAAUUGGAGUUUAAUCUCUCUAGUUGAUUUGCUAGCUUUUCUCCUCGUUCGGUUCACUGCUCCAAAAAGAGGUUUUCGUUUUCGAGGAAGAUAUCUCUUGUUGUGGUGUAUUUUCAUAUUUUCUCUACUUGUUAUAAUUGCACAAGUAGUAUUUCUUAUUUUAUGUGCUCUGGAGGAUGGGAAGUGGAGUAUAGCAGAUGCUUGGUUGGCAAAGCUAAUUGGACUGAUGAAGUUCGAUUCUUGGAGGUUUCCCGUAGUAAUUUAUUUCUUGGUCAUACAACUAUUAGUGGCUUUUGUUGCUUCUGUUGAAAUCCGUGGGGACAAUUUUGGUCUGAUCCCAUGUCAAGCUUCAUCUUGGGAACAUCUCUCAUCAUUUGCCGAACAAAUAGGUUCUCAUCUUAGGGUUGCUUCUUGCUUGCUGUCCCCUGCCAUUCAACUUGUCGUGGGAAUUAGCAACCCCUCUUGGGUUUCUCUGCCCUUUUUUGUUUGUAGCUGUGUUGGUCUUGUGGAUUGGUCUUUGACAAGCAAUUUUCUUGGCCUUUUCAGGUGGUGGAGGACCCUUUGGCUUUAUGCAGGCUUCAACAUUUGCCUGCUUUACGUGUAUCAGCUCCCUAUAAGUCUCCCAGAAAUAUCACAAUGGAUUGCUGAAUUUGUUGGUCUGUACAAAGUAUCUAAUAAAUCUGAGUGGCCGGAAAUUUGUUCUGGUCUUUCUCUGAUAGUGUUUUACUUUAUGCUAUCUUGCAUUAAGCAUGAUUUGGAGGAAAUGGAGUUUAUUAUGUCCAUUAGAGAAGGCAACUUGGCUGAGCAACUUCUUCCGUCAAGACAUUCUUUUUUCAUUCGUCAGUCAAGGUCUGGUGUGAGGCACACCAAUGUUUUGCUUAGGGGAUCAGUUUUUCGGACCUUUAGCAUCAAUUUUUUCACGUAUGGUUUCCCGGUCUCUUUGGUUGCUCUUUCCUUCUGGAGUUUCCAUUUUACAAGCAUUUGUGCAUUUGGAUUACUUGCAUAUGUCGGCUACGUUGUGUUUGCCUUCCCAUCCUUGUUUCGGUUGCACCGGUUAAAUGGGCUGCUGCUUGUUUUCAUUCUGUUGUGGGCUGUUAGCACAUAUAUCUUCAAUGUGGCAUUUGCAUUUCUGAACUGGAAAGUUGGGAAGAAUAUGGAGAUAUGGGAGCUGGUUGGGCUGUGGCAUUAUCCCAUUCCUGGAUUUUUCUUACUUGCACAGUUUUGUCUUGGAAUUCUGGUAGCUCUGGGUAAUCUUGUGAGCAACUCUGUUUUUCUCUACCUGUCUGAUGAGGAUGGACGAUCUUCAAACAACAACUGUGCUGUUGAAGUAAAGGAAGAGGCCAGGGUACUGAUUGUGGCCACAAUCGCUUGGGGUCUGCGCAAAUGCUGCCGAGCUAUUGAGCUGGUGCUGAUUUUCCUCAUUGCAAUGAAACCUGGAUUCAUCCAUGCUGUAUAUAUUAUAUUCUUUUUGGUAUACCUUUUGAGCCACAACAUCAGCAAGAAGAUACGCCAAUCCCUGGUUCUUCUUUGUGAAGCUCAUUUUGCAAUAUUGUACAUCCUUCAGCUUAAUCUUGUCUUGGAUUUCUUAGAGAGAGAAGGCUCUUUGAGCAUGGAAAUUAUUACUCAGUUAGGUCUCCUUGAACGUGAUAGUUCCUGGGACUUCUUGGAAAUGGCUUUGCUUGCAUGCUUAUGUGCAGUUCAUAACCAUGGUUCUGAAAUGCUAUUUUCAUUCUCAGCAAUAGUAGAGCAUGCCCCUUUCCUUCCGGUUGGAUUUGGCAUCCUGAAAGCUGGCCUGAAUAAAUCAGUUCUUUUGUCAGUUUAUGCCUCACCAGCAAUUAGAGACAGUCAUAGCGACAGUUCUUAUGAGAGAAAGAUAGCUUCAUAUCUCAGUGCUAUAGGGCAGAAAUUUUUGUCCGUUUAUAGGUCAUUUGGGACCUACAUUGCUUUUUUGACUAUCCUUGUUACGGUAUAUCUUGUGAGACCAAAUUAUGUAUCGUUUGGAUACAUUUUCCUUCUCCUAUUCUGGAUCACCGGAAGACAACUGGUUGAGAAGACAAAACGACGCCUAUGGUGUCCGCUGAAAGCAUAUGCAAUUGUGGUUUUUAUCUUCAUCUAUAUCUUGAGUAUAUUUCCCAGCUUUGAGAAGUGGCUGUCUGGGAAGAUUAAUCUUUCAGACUUGGGUUAUGAUACAGAAGCUUCAUUGUGGGAAAAUGUCUGGGAAUCUCUGGCAAUCAUGAUAGUGAUGCAACUUUAUAGUUAUGAGAGGAGGCAAAGCAGGUAUACUAGUAUGGAUUACCCUGAUCCACUGCAAUAUGGUGUAAUUGGGUUUAUCAAGCGACUUCUGAUUUGGCACAGUCAAAAGAUUUUGUUUGUUGCUUUAUUCUAUGCGGCUUUAUCUCCGAUUAGUGCAUUUGGGUUCAUUUAUCUUCUUGGCAUCGUUAUCUGUUCGAAUUUACCCAAAGUUUCUCGGUUUCCAUCCAAAUCAUUCUUGAUCUUCACUGGAUUUCUUGUGGUCACUGAAUAUCUGUUUCAGAUGUUUGGUAAACAGGCUAAGAUGUUUCCUGACCAGAAACACUAUUAUGUCUCCCUUCUUCUGGGUUUCCGGGUGUUUGAGCUUGGGUUUUGGGGUCUAGAAGCAGGCUUGAGGGGGAAAGUUCUGGUGAUUGCUGCAUGCACUCUUCAAUACAAUGUCUUCCAUUGGUUGGAGAAGGUCCCAAGUACUGUUCGAAAUUCCGAAACUUGGGAAGAACCUUGCCCCUUGUUCAUUGCCGAAGAAGAUACCUUGCCAGUAGUUUCCAUUUCUAAUGGGGAAGCAGGCAUCCUACCAGAUUCUAGUGCAUUAUCUGCAAACAGAAGGGGGGCGACUAGCAAUUCAUGGCCAUCUUUCAAUUCUGGUUCCUCUGACGCAGGUGUCUCCCAUGAUAGCAACACAAGGAAAUAUUCCUUUGGGAAUAUAUGGGGUAGCUCUAUGGAGAGCCACAAGUGGAAUAAGAAGCGGAUUCAUGCCUUGAAGAAGGAGAGAUUUGAAACACAGGUGGCUACCUUGAAAAUAUAUUUGAAGUAUUGGAUGGAGAAUACCUUCAACCUCUUUGGCCUGGAGAUAAACAUGAUUGCGUUGCUCCUUGCCAGUUUUGCUUUGUUGAAUGUUGCUUCUAUGGUGUAUAUUGCAUCACUAUUUGCUUGCAUUCUUUUGGACCGGCGUAUAAUACGUAAAUUCUGGCCGUUAUUCGUCUUCUUGUUUGCAUCCAUUCUUAUUCUUGAAUACUUUGCUCUCUGGAAGACUGUUGUGCAAUUGGAGCAGGAUUCCCCAAAUGAGCCUAAUGUGUGUUGCCAUGAUUGUUGGAAAAGCUCAAUCCUAUACUUCAAUUACUGCACAAACUGUUGGCUGGGACUUACUGUUGAUGAUCCUCGAGUGCUUAUUAGCUAUUUUGUAGUCUUCAUGCUUGCAUGUUUCAAACUUCGUGCUGAUCAUAUUUCUGGAUUCUCGCUGUCAUUUACAUACCGCCAAGUAAAGUCUCAACAGAAGAAUGCAUUUGUUUGGAGAGAUCUUUCUUUUGAGACAAAAAGCAUGUGGACUUCUCUCGACUACUUGAGGCUCUACUGUUACUGUCAUCUAUUGGAUCUUGUGCUUGCUCUGAUUUUGGUUACGGGGACCCUUGAGUAUGACAUUCUGCACCUUGGUUAUCUUGCUUUUGCUCUAGUUUUCUUCCGUAUAAGACUCCAAAUACUAAAGAAGAAGAACAACAUAUUCAAGUUCCUCCGAGUUUAUAACUUUGUUGUCAUUGUUCUUUCGCUUGCUUAUCAAUCUCCCUUUCUGGGGGGUUUCAAUGAUGAAAAAUGUGGCACGAUUGACUAUAUCUAUGAGGUGAUUGGAUUUUACAAAUAUGACUACGGUUUUAGGAUUACUUCCAGAUCUGCUAUUGUUGAGAUAAUUAUCUUUGUGCUUGUGUCAUUGCAAUCAUACAUGUUUGCUUCCCGGGAGUUUGAUUAUGUGUUCCGAUACCUGGAGGCAGAGCAAAUUGGUGCCAUUGUACGAGAACAAGAGAAGCAAGCUGCAUGGAAGAAGGCACAGUUACAGCAUAUUCGUGAAUCUGAGGAAAAGAAAUGCCAACGCAACUUACAAGUGGAAAAGAUGAAAUCUGAGAUGCUCAACCUUCAAAUCCAGCUUAAUGGCAUAAACUCCACUGCUACUUGGGGUGACACUUCUCCAAAUAGUGAAGGGCUAAGAAGGAGGGGCAGUAUUUCUCUUUAUUUUAGUAGAGAUGAACAGACCCGUGGAAAAAAGGAAGAUAUACUGACAAAAGAGGAGCUGAAUAAAGAUGCAGAUAUGGUAUUUCCAUUAGAACUGCAUGAAUCUCCCAAGAGUGUGAAAACAGAGAGUCCAGGGACAGUGGAGUCUAGAAACCAUUUAGUGGAAUCACCUCAUUGUGAAAUCAUUGAGCUUGAAGAGGAUACUGCUGAUAUUGGGUCAAUUAAUCCUGAAAUUGAAAUUAAGCGUAAAGGCCAUGCGAAGGACAAUCCUAUAAUUUCUGCAGUACAGCUCCUAGGUGAUGGUGUUUCCCAAGUUCAGUCUUACGGAAAUCAGGCGGUCACUAAUCUUGUGAGUUUUUUGAACAUUGCGGAGGAUGAAUCAGAUACAAAUGAACACUCUUUGGGAGAGGAUGGGGUACAUGAUGACAAAGGAAAUCAAGAAAGGAGGCAGUCAUUGGAUCGUUCUUCUUCUCUUCAGUCAGACAAGAGCAGAUCCAUGUCUGAUGCCGCAAGUCUGCAAAUUGGGAGGAUCUUCCAUCAUAUAUGGUCCCAAAUGCGCUCCAACAAUGAUGUAGUGUGUUAUUGUUCCUUUGUUCUUGUCUUCCUAUGGAAUUUCAGUUUGCUUUCAAUGGCAUAUCUUGCGGCUUUGUUCUUGUAUGCUUUAUGCGUAAAUACAGGUCCGAGUUACAUCUUCUGGGUUAUUAUGUUAAUCUACACAGAGUUGUAUAUCUUGCUUCAGUAUCUGUACCAAGUUAUCAUCCAACAUUGUGGGGCGGAAAUCCAGUCAAUCCUUCUUAAUGAGUUGGGCUUUCCUCGCAAUAAGAUCACAACAUCAUUUGUUAUCAACACGUUGCCUCUGUUUCUAGUGUACUUGUUUACACUCUUACAGAGCUCUAUAACUGCAAAAGAUGGUGAAUGGAUUUCCACAAUGGAAUAUGAUUUUGGUAGGAGGAGAGUUCACUUCCAGCAAGAGGCUCUUUUGGGUACUAACUGGAGUGAGAGGGCAUGGAAGCUGCUCGAACUGGUGGGAAAUUUGGCAAAAGUGAUAGUUAGUAGCUUCUCUGUCUACUGGAGAUCACUAACGCAAGGAGCAGAAUCUCCUCCUUACUUUGUCCAGUUGUCUUUGGAUGUCCAUCUAUGGCCAGAGGAUGGGAUUCAACCGGAGAGGAUUGAGUCUGCAGUAAAUCAAAUCCUUAGAAUUGUUCAUGACGAGAGAUGCAAAGAAAAAGAUCCUAAUGUUUGUCAUUCUUCUAGCAGGGUUCAUGUUCAAAGCAUUGAAAGAAGUACCGAAAGCUCAAAUGUCGCCUUGGCUGUGUUUGAGGUGGUUUAUGCAUCCCCAUUAGAAGAAUGUAAACCAGUUGAAUGGUAUAAGUCGCUAACUCCAGCAGCUGAUGUGGCAAAGGAGAUUCUUCAUGCACAACGUGCAGGUAUGGUUGAAGAAGUUGGUUUCCCAUAUCCUAUAGUCUCUGUAAUUGGAGGGGGUAAAAGAGAACUGGAUCUAUAUGCCUACAUAUUUGGGGCAGAUUUGGUUGUUUUCUUUCUGGUUGCCAUUUUCUACCAAUCCGUCAUAGAAAACAAAAGUGAAUUCCUUGAAGUUUACCAGCUUGAAGAUCAAUUUCCUAAGGAGUUUGUAUUUGUUUUGAUGGUUAUCUUCUUCUUGAUUGUGCUCGAUCGCAUUAUCUACCUCUGCUCAUUUGCCACAGGAAAAGUCAUCUUUUAUCUUUUCAACCUUAUCAUCUUUACCUAUUCUGUAACGGAGUAUGCUUGGAAUAUGCAACCUUCACAUCGACAAGCCGGUGGAUUAGCGCUCCGUGCUAUAUAUUUGACAAAAUCAGUUUCUCUGGCACUGCAAGCCAUACAGAUCAAAUACGGGGUUCCUCAUAAAAGCACUCUCUAUCGGCAGUUCUUGACCAGUGAAGUUUCAAGAGUUAAUUAUUUAGGGUACCGUCUGUAUCGCGCUCUUCCAUUCCUUUAUGAAUUGCGAUGUGUACUUGAUUGGUCAUGCACAACCACAAGUUUGACUAUGUAUGACUGGCUGAAGUUGGAAGACAUAAAUGCAAGUUUGUACCUUGUGAAAUGUGACGCAAUCUUGAACAGAGCCAGACACAAACAAGGAGAGAAGCAGUCGAAAAUGACUAAAUUCUGCAGUGGAAUAUGUUUGUUCUUCGUAUUGAUCUGCAUCAUCUGGGCUCCUAUGCUGAUGUACAGCAGUGGUAACCCUACUAACAUUGCUAACCCCAUCAAGGAUGCCAGUGUUCAGCUUGAUAUUAAGACAGCAGGUGGAAGGUUGACCUUGUUCCAGACAACAUUAUGUGAAAAAAUUUCAUGGGACACGCUCAACAAAGUUGCUAACCUUGAUCCGCAUGGUUAUCUGGCACUAUAUGACAAGAGCGAUAUCCAAUUAAUAUGUUGCCAACCCGAUGCUAGUACUUCGUGGCUUGUCCCUGAUGUGGUACUUAACAGAUUUAUCCUCUCUAUUGAUAAUAUGGACACGAGAAUGGAUAUCAUUUUCACUUGGGCACUAUCAAGAGACAGACCAAAAGGCAAGGAACUCGUGAAAUAUGAAAAUACUGUUGAUCCUUUAUUUCUUCCAGACCCCUCUGAAGUUGUACAAGUUCUCAACGGCUCUUCCAACAGCUUCAGGAUAAAUAAUUCUUAUGCAAGAUACUUUCGGGUUACUGGUUCUGGUGAUGUCAGACCUUUUGAAACAGAGGAAACUGUGGUUGCAGAUCUCAUUAUACAUCGUGGAAGUCCCGAGUGGUGGUCCUUCCAUGAUAUCAGUUCACUGGAUGUAAAUGGAUGUGGAGGCUUGGCAGGGCCAAUGGCCGUCAUUGUAUCCGAGGAAACGCCUCAGGGUCUUCUCGGGGACACUCUAAGCAAAUUCAGCAUCUGGGGCCUCUACAUUACUUUUGUACUUGCAGUAGGUCGGUUUAUCAGACUUCAGUGCUCUGACCUAAGGAUGAGAAUCCCAUAUGAGAACCUUCCUUCUUGUGACAGGUUAAUUGCCAUUUGCGAGGAUAUAUAUGCUGCAAGAGCAGAGGGUGAGCUCGGAAUUGAGGAGGUCCUCUACUGGACACUCAUAAAAAUCUACAGGUCACCACACAUGUUGCUUGAGUAUACCAAAAUCGACUAGAUUCUGCAAACUCAAAAUCGGCCUCACUUGUUAGGAUCGAUAACUAACAGCAGCAUCCAGUUAGUGUGAAUAGAAUACGAGCUGAUACUGACUGAUACUGUGUCGACUUUGCUCCAAAAAUGGUCUUUGAAAGUGUCAACAAAUUGUCAGCACGAUUCGUUUCUAACCUUUUAGUUUGUUUGGUAAGUGAGGAUGUUGAGGAUAAAGAUGUAUCUUAUUUGUUCUGGAUUGCGUCGACUGUUACACUCUUGAAUGUAUGUAUAAUUUUCAGCUGGCACGGGCCGAAUUGGGAUACCUGGAUUCAUAUAGAGAUAAAUGAUUAUAGUUCAAUGAAGCAGUUUUCCAGUUCUGAGAA